Messenger RNA from Exaiptasia diaphana, 537 nucleotides. RefSeq lists its product as uncharacterized. The transcript has 2 exons. Bases 70 to 435 code for a protein of 121 amino acids. The record is from RefSeq and is a predicted model, not a curated record. Lineage: Eukaryota; Metazoa; Cnidaria; Anthozoa; Actiniaria; Aiptasiidae.
GUUGAGGCCCCGAUACUGAGCUGUGCUUAAUUGUUGACGAGAGUACCAAGCUAUCAGCCCAUCCCUAAAAUGAAACCUGUGGUCGUGAUUGCUGCUGCUUGCCUUCUUUUGGCCUUGUUACAACCAGUUGUUUCGAUAAAGUGCUAUGUGUGUCAAAGCACUAGUGAGAGUAGCUGCAAAGGUAAAGAGAUGUCAUGUGAUGCAUCAUCGGAUCGUUGCUCUAAGGUGGUCGGUAAAAAUAAGAAAGGAGUUGGAAAGGCUUGCGCUAGUGAACUGGGCUGUACUUUGGCGAAAACGGCUUGCGAUAAAUUGGGCUGCGAUUACUUUGGAUGUUGUAAAGGUGACCUCUGUAACGCUUCCUGUGGUCUCAAGUCCAUGUCAGUCCUGAUUGCCUUGGCUAUGAUGAUUGCUUUUGCACGUCAUUAUUUGAUGUAACCAUGUCAACCAAUGACGAAAGCGGUACAAUUCAUAAUAAUAACAUGUAAAAGAUAAGUUUCCUAUUAUAACUUAACAAUUUUGAUUAAAAGUUUUCAAUUC